GUUCAUUUAUCAAGGAAGUAUAGCUUACAAAUUCUUUAUUCGAUUGUUUAAUUAGACAUAAAUUUUCCUGUUCUUAUUGACAGAUGGCAAUUUUAACUCUUGCGUAAUCUGAUAUAUAUAGAAAAAACUGUGCAUCGAAGGACACAAAUUACAAAUACAAUACAAAUACGAAAACAAAUUCGAAGAAUAUGCAUUUGGAAUACGUGUUUGUGCUAUUGCUGGUAAAAUUUAACUGUUAUCUAUGCGAGGAGACUGACACUAACACUAACGAUGAGCCGCGAUGCAGUAAGUUUGACUAUGAUCUUGAAAUGAUAAGAACACUCGUGAAACUUGAAGAAAAACUUAAAGCAUUCCAAGUAGAUCUGACAACACUUAACGCCAAAAUGGAGAAAGUGUCUGCUGACGGCCAUGGAUCUGUGUAUGCAAGAUGGGGAAGAAAUUCGUGCCACCCUGAUGCUGAGUUGAUAUAUAAUGGUUAUAUCGGAGGUAAACUUUGGCAGAACCAGGGCAGUGGUAGCGAUUCCGUAUGCCUACCUUCGGACCCGACAUGGUCUAAUUACAGUGAUGGAAAUGACCCUUACAGAGGACGUAUGUACGGAACAGAGAUUAACCCAGUGUCAGAUGACGUAGGAAUAUUUCCGUACGCUGUUGAACAACAAGACAUGCCAUGUGCCGUUUGCAAGACCUUUAAGUCUAUUACUCUAAUGAUUCCUGCGAGAGAAAGUUGUUACGCUGGAUGGAAACUUGAAUACAGUGGCUAUCUUAUGACAAAUGACCACGAACAUGUGGGAUCUCAUAAUCAUAUAUGUGUGGAUAGCCGUCCGGAGUUUCUGCCUAAAAAUUAUGGCAACGACAAUGAGCAUACUGUAAUGCUUGUUGAGUCACAUUGUGGUUCUCUCCCUUGUCCUCCGUAUGUCCAGGGAAGGGAGCUGGCCUGUGUGGUUUGUUCAAUAUAAUAUAAAACUACA
Mercenaria mercenaria is the source of this 968-nucleotide messenger RNA. RefSeq lists its product as uncharacterized. The transcript has 3 exons. The record is from RefSeq and is a predicted model, not a curated record. Bases 189 to 956 code for a protein of 255 amino acids. NCBI's taxonomy places the organism in Eukaryota, Metazoa, Mollusca, Bivalvia, Venerida, Veneridae.